CAAACACUGGACUGCAACCCCAUACCUAUAUUUGGCGCCGCAGCUUGAGGGAUGAGAUCACUCAAUACUCACACACUGGGAUCCUUCUGUCAUUAGACACAAAACCCUAACUGAAACGACAUAGCAUCUCUUCCUCCUCUUAUUUUCCUGCAAUGGGCAAGACAAGGUCAGAUUCAAAGUCCGACAGCAAAUUCGAAAAGAAGGUUCAAUUCUAUUCCAAGGUGAAAGACGCUGUUACCUCUUUGAGUGCUCAAAAGUCCAUUACUAAGAAAAAGAGCAAACAACAAAGGCGGCAGAACAAAAAAUUGAAGGCAUAUAACCUAUCUUCACUUUUAGAGUCCCUUCCUGAGGUGAAUGCAUCACAAAAACCAGCUAAUGAGGAUAAAUUCAAACUUAAUUGUAAAUCAAGGCAGAAGUUAGUAUUGAAGGAAAGUGAUCGAUUUUCUGCUGUUCUAAAAGAUCCUAACUUUCAAGCAGACCCCUUUUCUGCCAUUCAUCAAUACUUACAGAACAAACAACCAGUAGUAGAGGAACAACCCAAGAAAAAAGUUAAAAAAAAUGGAUCCAAGAAGAAGAAGAAAUCAAAGGCUUUGAUUGGAUCACAAUCUAUGGAAAUGUAGUGACCAUGUGGCUGCUUUAAUGAUCUGCUUUUAUCAAGAUCCUAUAAUUCUAUUACUUCUGUAAAAGAUUAGAUUACUCAAAUUAUGAAUGCAAAAUAUCUUGAAUUUCUUAA
Cajanus cajan (pigeon pea) is the source of this 733-nucleotide messenger RNA. Its product is annotated as ribosome biogenesis protein. The record is from RefSeq and is a predicted model, not a curated record. NCBI's taxonomy places the organism in Eukaryota, Viridiplantae, Streptophyta, Magnoliopsida, Fabales, Fabaceae. Gene Ontology annotation, cellular component: 90S preribosome; nucleolus; preribosome, small subunit precursor. Gene Ontology annotation, biological process: maturation of SSU-rRNA from tricistronic rRNA transcript (SSU-rRNA, 5.8S rRNA, LSU-rRNA).